AUGAUUGAAUAUGUCAACCGUCAUGAAAUAUUUAGUCCUUCAGUCUCUUGGAUCACUAAGUCAGGUGUUCACUUGGAGUACACUCCUGAAGAUACGCUUAAAAGUGGAAUAUUUGUGAGUGGAGAGAAUGCUUCGCCAUGCGAAACUGUACCAAUGUUAAAUUCGGAGGUUUGCAGCAAUAACAGUGAAGUUAAGAUUUUUGGACCCCAGUUUAACUCAGAAGAUGAUCACCGGACAUCAACUAAUAUAUGCUUGUCGGACAAAACAAGUGAUAAUUUUGAAAGCGUUAAAGGGAUUCUCAACAGUGCAAGUGGUUCUGAGAGGAUAUUUUCAGUGGACUGUGAUGGUGAUCCCGACAACACUAAUGUGAAAAAUCCGACUAAAAAUCCCAUAUCUUCGAAAAAGCCCAUCUCUUUCCUGAAGCGACAUCAAGGUGUAUCUGCUUGGUGUAGUAGACUACGAAAGCAGGGAUUACCAGUUACUGAUCCAGCAGCAGAGUUGCUCAAGCGUCAGUGUAAAAAUUCGCCGCAAAUUCCAAUUGUUCGGAAAACUGCAUCGAAAAAACAAUCCGACUUAUCAAAAUCAAAUUCACAACAAACUUCUCUCAAUAAUGAUGUUUUCAUUCCAUCUACUAUUAAAGAUCCAAAUUAUUUACAAUAUCAUCAAUCAUUUAAUAAAAUGAAUUCUAUCAACUCAAACCAUACAACGACUAUUCAUACAUUAAAUAUAAAAGAUGAAAAUUAUAAUAAUAUUGAAAAAUCUAAACAUAUUCAUAAUCAUAAAUCUUAUCAAGAUCCAAUUAGAUCAACAUCCAUGGAAUCUAUUCAUACUAAUCUCAAUGAAAUAAAUAAAGAUGAAAUUGAUUUAAAAGAAUUUGAAUUCCUUGAAGAAUUUAUUGAAACAUCUUUAUGUAAUAAUAAUAAUAAUAAUAAUAAUAAUAAUAAUAAUAAUAAUAAUAAAGAUACAAAAAAAAAACAACUAAAAGAUAAAAUGAGAUCAGAUCAGUUAUCAAUAAUUUGUGAUCAUUCUAAUGAAUCAAUAAAUAUCAGGCAACCAAGUUCACAUGUUCAAAUCCAUUCGAGACAUUCAGUCAAAGAUGAUAUUUUAAUUGAAGAUAAAAUUCAUCGAGACGAUGCAGUAAAUCGUCUCACAGGUGGAUCACAUGAUGCUAAAACGGCAAUAAAUUUCAAUUUGCCUAAUAAUAACAGUAAUGACUGUAAUGUCGAAAGUAUAUUGGGUAUUCCAGGUUCAAUGGAUAAUCAAUGUAAAGUAACACGUUUUCAUGUAGUGAAAUCACCAUGUAAUCAAUCACAAUCAUCAGUAAUAAAUAAUCAACAAUUGGAAUUGUCUAACGAACAUCAGUUGGAUUCGAUAAAACAAUUCAGUUCUUCAACUCCUGAAGACUAUGAUUUCGAUGAUUCACAUUCAUGGAGUUUCAGUACUACAGAUAUCAACGAUGCAAAAUUGUUAACUGGAUAUAAUUUGUCUGAAGUAUCACUUACUAAUUGUGAUGAUUUUAUAAAUCAACCAAAUGAAUCAACACUUGUUCGUUCCACAUCAACAUUUACUUCAAAUAAAAUUAAUUCUUCAUUGCCUGAUCAAUCUGUCAAGGCUAUUCAAAGUAUUAGUUCUUCUAUGAAUAAAAUUAAUCAUGAUAUUUGUAUUAAAAAAUCCUCGGAAACUAUUAAAUACAAUCAGAAAUCUAUUUCUUCUAAUAGUCAUAAUGAGUCCAUCAAUUCUGUGAAUGAAUUAAUUAAUAAUGAACAGUUAAUUAAUGAACAGAAUCCCAGUAAUCAGAAUAGUACAACUAAUAGUGAUCAAACUACUUUAAAACAAUGGAUUAAUAGAUUGGAAGCAGAAGUUAAACGUUUUAAAGUAGAAAAUGCUAAUUUAAAUAAAUUGAAAAUAGAAGCUCAAGAUAGUUUACGUCAACUUGAAUUGGAAAAAAGUCGUUUUGACGAGAACAAAACUAAGGAGCGAAAAGAAUUCGAAGAAUACAAAGAGAAUGAGAUUAGAAAAUUAAAAAAGGAAAGACGUGUAUUAGAAGAAUAUCAACGUGCUCUAAGAACUAUGCCGAACAAGAAAGAUCGUGAAGAAAUUGAACGACUUAAACAAGAACUUGAAGAAUCUCGUGUUGAUAUGGGUAAACGUGAAGUUCGUUGGCAUGCAGCAAUUAGCCGAUUACGUACUCGAAUUGAUGAAUUUGAAACAGAACGUAAUGAACUUAAAGGACGUAUAAGUAGAUUAGAAGAAGAACGUAUAUCAUUACAAGCUAAAUUAGCCAAAAUACAAGUAACUUGUAAUAAUAAUAGUAAUAAUGAUUCGAAUUCAACAAAACAACGAUCAUCUUUAGCACUUCGUCAGACAGUGAAUUCAAUUUCCCAAUCUAUUAGUCUAACUCCACUGAAUAAUGAUAAUAAUAAUGCUGAUGUAUCGAAAAUCACAAAUAAUACAUAUGAUCAACGUUCAAGACAAUUAUCACACACACGUUCUUCUUCUUCAUCAUCAUCAGCGUCAUCCAUCUCUCGUUCUUUAACAAAAGUAAACCAACUUGGAAUGAUUAAUCAUCAUAAACAGAAUACUAUUUCUUCUUCUUCGAAUAAAGUCUCCAGCAUGAUCCCUCAAUUGAAUCAUAAUAAUAAUAAUAAUAAUAAUAAUAAUAAUAAUAAUAAUAAUAAUAAUAAUAAUAAUAAUGAUAAAUUAUGUCACCAAGAGCCUAAUUCACCUGUCACUAGUGGUACACGCGAAAGUAUCGCUAGUGGUGGUGGUUAUUUCACUGGAGAUGAUGAUUCUGUUUCAAUUGGUGGAAGUAAUGAACAAGUAGUUCGUUUAUCUUCACAUUCAAACAAUUUCAUUAACGAUAAUAAUAAUAAUAAUGAUAAUUAUAUUCAUGAUGUUCGUAAUAGUAAUGCUGCUAUCAUCUGUAAUGAUAAUCAUAAGGAUACUACUAAUGAACAAAAGUCAAUGGAUUUUAUUGUUAAACAAAAUGUUCAUUCUUCAAAUGUGAUAAAUGUUUUAAAUAAAAAUAGCAUAGUAACAAAAACACAAUCAAAUCAUCACAACCAACAAAUGAAAGAUUUUACCAACAAAAUAGAUAACAAUCAACAAGAAAAGUUACCCAUUCCAGGAACAGCUGCUUCUGGCACCCUAAUCCGAAGUGUAAAGCACACGGAUGGUUCGAUUGAACAAACUUAUUCAAAUGGUGCUAUUAUUGUAUCUUAUGCUAAUGGUUCAGUAAAAGAAAUUUUUCCUGACACUGUAACUAUAGUUGUAUCUUUAUUCAAUGGUGAUAUUAAACGUACUUUACCAGAUGGUCGUGUAAUAUAUCAUUAUGCAGCUGAUGGAACAGUUCAGAUAACUUAUCCUAAUGGAACUGAAGAGAUUAAAUAUUCUGAUGGACGUCAAGAAAUUCUCUAUUCUUGUCGACAAAUAGAUCCAGACAAGGUUUUAUUACCAACAACAACAACAGUCCAUUCAUUGAAAUCUUUGACAAAUGAACAGAUUUGUCGUCAACUUAACAACAAUAAUGAUGUUAAAGAAAUAUUAUUACCUAAUGGUCAACGUGAAAUACAUUCUAGUUCAGGAAUAAAAUGUCGUGUAUAUCCAGAUGGUACUACAAAAACUAUAUUUCCUGAUGGUCGACAUGAAACUCGUUAUAGUUCUGGACGUUUACGUAUUAAAGAUGCUAAUGGAAAUUUAUUAUUAGAUACUAGAUUACCUAUAUUAAAUAACAUUGUGAAUAAUCAUAAUAAGGAUUAUUUAAAUAAUAGAUCUGCACAGAUUUCCAUAACUAAUCAAUCAAAUAGUAAUAAUCCAAUUCUAAAAUCUAAUUCUUAAAUACAUCUAUAAACUCGUAAAUAGAGAAGAAAAAAAAAAGAAAACAAAUAACCGUGCAAAAUAUCUUUGUUUCACAAGAAAAAAAGAACCAAAGAAACGUUUACCUGAAAGAAACCGGCUGUGAUUUGUUUCCUUUAUUUAUUUACAUCGCUUCCCCUUAAUAUCUAUAGCCCCAAGACCGUGUUUC
This is a messenger RNA of Schistosoma spindalis, 4024 nucleotides long. NCBI's taxonomy places the organism in Eukaryota, Metazoa, Platyhelminthes, Trematoda, Strigeidida, Schistosomatidae. The record is from the annotation of a GenBank genome assembly.